GGGCGGCCCGCCCCGGAGCGCCGGUGCCGCCCCCGGUAUAAGGCGGCGGCGGCGCUUCCGUGCCGGCCGUGCGGAGCUGCGGCAGCCCGGGGAGAGGCAGGUCGUGCGGCGGCAGCAUCAUGCGCGAGUGCAUCUCCGUCCAUGUCGGCCAAGCCGGCGUCCAGAUGGGCAACACCUGCUGGGAGCUGUACUGCCUGGAGCACGGCAUCCAGCCCGACGGGCAGAUGCCCAGCGACAAAACCAUUGGCGGAGGGGACGACUCCUUCACCACCUUCUUCUGCGAGACCGGGGCUGGGAAGCAUGUCCCACGGGCCAUCUUUGUGGACCUGGAGCCCACUGUGAUCGAUGAGGUUCGGGGAGGAGUCUACCGCCAGCUCUUCCACCCUGAACAGAUGAUCACUGGCAAGGAGGAUGCUGCCAACAACUACGCCCGUGGGCACUACACCAUCGGCAAAGAGAUCAUCGACCAAGUGCUGGACAGGAUCCGGAAGCUGGCUGACCAGUGCACGGGACUCCAGGGCUUCCUCGUGUUUCGCAGCUUCGGAGGAGGAACUGGCUCUGGAUUCACCUCCCUGCUGAUGGAGCGACUCUCCGUUGACUAUGGCAAGAAGUCCAAGCUGGAGUUCUCCAUCUACCCUGCACCACAGGUCUCCACUGCUGUGGUGGAGCCCUACAACUCCAUCCUCACCACACACAGCACCCUGGAGCAUUCAGACUGUGCUUUCAUGGUGGACAAUGAGGCCAUCUACGACAUCUGCCGCAGGAACCUGGAUAUUGAGCGCCCGACCUACACCAACUUGAACAGACUCAUCAGCCAGGUUGUCUCAUCCAUCACAGCAUCGCUGCGGUUCGAUGGAGCUCUGAAUGUCGACCUGACCGAGUUCCAGACCAACCUGGUGCCCUACCCUCGCAUCCACUUCCCCCUGGCCACCUACGCUCCUGUGGUUUCGGCUGAGAGAGCUUAUCAUGAGCAGCUGUCGGUGUCUGAGAUCACCAACUCCUGCUUUGAGCCGGCCAACCAGAUGGUGAAGUGCGACCCCCGCCAUGGCAAGUACAUGGCCUGCUGCCUGCUGUACCGCGGGGAUGUGGUGCCCAAGGACGUCAACGCCGCCAUCGCCACCAUCAAGACCAAGCGCAGCAUCCAGUUUGUGGACUGGUGCCCCACGGGCUUCAAGGUGGGCAUCAACUACCAGCCACCCACGGUGGUGCCGGGGGGGGACCUGGCCAAGGUGCAGCGCGCCGUCUGCAUGCUGAGCAACACCACGGCCAUCGCCGAGGCCUGGGCUCGCCUGGACCACAAGUUCGACCUGAUGUACGCCAAGCGAGCCUUUGUGCACUGGUACGUGGGCGAGGGCAUGGAGGAAGGGGAGUUUUCUGAGGCACGGGAAGACAUGGCCGCCCUGGAGAAGGAUUAUGAGGAGGUGGGCCUGGACUCCUACGAGGAUGAAGAGGAGGGCGAGGAGUAAAGAAGCCCCUGCCAAAAAGGACCGUGCUCCUUCUCUGUGUUACCUGCAGAAACCCUUUGCAAUAAAGCAUUUCAGAGCC
Molecule: messenger RNA, 1545 nt
Organism: Chroicocephalus ridibundus (black-headed gull)
Lineage: Eukaryota; Metazoa; Chordata; Aves; Charadriiformes; Laridae
Product: tubulin alpha-5 chain-like
Exons: 4
Coding region: 120-1466 (448 amino acids)
Biological process (GO): microtubule cytoskeleton organization; mitotic cell cycle
Cellular component (GO): microtubule; cytoplasm
Molecular function (GO): GTP binding; structural constituent of cytoskeleton
Source: RefSeq, a predicted model, not a curated record